AUGACUGUGAGGAGACCUUCUAAGGAAGAAGCUAAGAAGCUCCAAGGACAGCUCUCUGUCAUGAAAAGCCAGGGCUGGCUUUCUCAGGAGGGAAGUGUGUUGCAGCUCCUGUGUGCAGACCCCUGCUGCCAUAUCUCCAAUGACAUGGCUCUGGACAUUCAGCGAUUGCUGACAGGUAAAAAUACCUUGAUCACCCCCACUUCAGCAGGGAUAUCACCACGUUCCGCUUGCCUAGAGAUUUUGUUCAUGUCUGGAGUCUCUAAGCAGAAUCUGCAACUGGGUUCCAAGAACUCCCGAGAGCUUUUACUGGCAUCUGUAACCUCCACACUGUUACAAUCAGCAGCUCAGAAAUCCUUAACCCAGAUGGCUGCCCUAUCAACCGUUGUGGUCAGCAUCCAAGAUUACUGGGAUGAACACCUGCAGCUAGGGAAGGGAUUUCAACUGCCAGACGUGCCCAGGGACUCGGGGACUAGGUCUUCUUCAAGGCUUGAUGAGACUGAAGUUUCUGUGAACAAGCAAGAGAUGAUAUAUAGCAACCACAGUCUUUUUCAUGAGAACCAAAGCCUUCAGCCCUUGAGAUCCCAGGUCUCUCUGCUGUUCCUCAGCACAGAGGUCACUAAUCUGACACAUGCUAUGGCCUUGCAUAUGGUCACUAUCUUCCCUGCUCAUCUUCCAUUCCUCAGUCCUGAAGUUCUCAGGCUUCUUGAGGUUCAUGUAAAAAAAUGGAUGCGUUUCCAGAGGUGGGGACUCCCCAGAUGUGUGGAAGAGUCUCUGAGGCAGCUUAUGCCAGACUCACCAUUCUUUUACUGGCCUGGAAACAGCCAACCAGUUCCUUUCAUCAUGUAUGAUACUUUCAAUGCAUGUGUUGUAACAAUUGAAACCAUUUCCCACAAGACCUGGGGUUCAUGUGUGCUCUACCAGACUACUCAGGCCUUCUGGGUUACUAAAUGGUCUAUUAUGGACCAAGAACAAAGCUGCCACUGCCAGAAAACUCCAAACUCUCUGGCUCUGGCCUUGCCCUCUCCAGCCCUUAAAGUCCUAAAUGGCCUGUAUCCACAACCUGGGGGACAGGCUGAAGACUCAGGUAAUCAUCUGAAGCAGAAGCACAGCCAGCUAUUCUGUAGCUUCUCGUGUCUAACCACUGAGUCCCUGGCUGUAACUUACAUUCACUUUCAAGGCCUUUCCACGAACAGGCGCACGCCCCAAUUACCCUCGAAUGUUCCUUUUCUCUUCAAAGGGCCCUCGUUCCUCCACCUACUGCCUAACAAUCCACCCAGGUCAACUCCACUUUCUUCCUUACCUACCCCAAAUUGGGUCUCUCCUCCUGACCAUCAACAAAUACAGAUCAAUCUCCCAUUUCUGACUCCGGCCGAGUAUGAAGCCUUGGAGUGGAACUUGCUGGAGAGGCAGCUUCAGCUUAGGUGGGAAUUCCCAGCUAUUUUCCAGAGAUCACAGCAUGCCCAGAGCCCCAUGCAGUAUGAGCCCAGCAACACACCCCACUCUCCUGAGACCCAGUUGCUCCUGUCCCCUGCUGACCAGCAGCCCCUGCCCGCGAGGAGCAAAGCCUCGGACAAUGUGAAUGUCCCGCAGCCACCAGCCCCAGAGGCCGAUGGGGGUAAGCCUUUGCAGGACCGCACGUUGCAGAAUGACAUUCCACAGGGUCCGAAACACCUCAGAGUCCCCGGAGGGCCGCCCGCACCGUUCAUGCCGUCCCCGCCCCCGCUUACCGGGACCAUCCGGAUGCGGGGCGCGGGUCCGGGGCUGGCUCUACACCGCGGGCCCCGCACCGCCCUUGGGCGCUCGGCGGGCGGGCACGCUGGGAGCUGGAGGCGCGGGCGGAGCAACAGACUGAAGCGGCGGCUGCGCGCGCGCGCCCAGAGCACACCCAGCCCCCCCGCCCCCAGCCGUGAGCGACUGCGGCGCGUGCGCCCGCGGCAGACGCCCUCUGCGGGUCGCUGGGCUGGGCACUGCGGCACGGGGACUGCGGCAGCCCCGGCUGCCCGCGACAAGGUCAAUGUCGGUCCCGAGGAGGUGGCCCGGGAGAGGGCGCUGCGUAGGGCCGCGGCCACACACAACUGCCCGCGCCAGGGCGAAGGCGGGGUCAGCUCCAGCAGUAAAACGGUACCCUAUUGA
Molecule: messenger RNA, 2133 nt
Organism: Trichechus manatus latirostris (Florida manatee)
Lineage: Eukaryota; Metazoa; Chordata; Mammalia; Sirenia; Trichechidae
Product: protein FAM205A-like
Exons: 7
Coding region: 1-2133 (710 amino acids)
Source: RefSeq, a predicted model, not a curated record